Molecule: messenger RNA, 2419 nt
Organism: Vitrella brassicaformis
Lineage: Eukaryota; Vitrellaceae
Source: the annotation of a GenBank genome assembly
GCACAUCACCCACCCUGACUGACUGCCUGAGCCACCUCCGUAGGACGCUCCUCAGUCACCCACCCCGCCACGCCGCCCAGACACACAUGCACACUCAUGCCAUACAUACGAUGGAUGGAUGCGUCGACUACAUUCGUCUGAUCACGAGGUGGGGCUUAGCUUGUGGCGAGUUCCCUGCGCAGGAAAGCCAGGUAGCCCUCCGGCUCGACCUUCUCUCUCUGCUUGCACACAGCAACAGACAGACCAGCCCACACAAUCCAUCAGUCCACACAACUAGCGUGUGUCUCACAUGCUGCCCUGCCCACCUACCUCAGCUUUCUUCCACAGGUCGAAUGUGCGGUAUCCCGCCGUGUGGCCCCUCAGGAAGAAGGACUGGUGCAGCUUCACAUAGAUGUCCAGCCCCAAAAAAUACGUGUACCGCACCACUGCCGCACUGUCAGCCUGGUGGACCACACAGGAGACAUCUACAUCAUUCAGUGACUGACCACACACGGACAGUGACAACACAAAGACACUCGCAUGGAAGCAAGGUGCCUGACCGCGGGGGCUUUGGCGUGCAGGGCGUAUUCGAGAAUCGGCGCAAACUCGAUGGAAUGGUCCUCAGAGGUGAUAGGAGGCAGCUGCGGCACUGUCGUCUCCUUUGCCGCUACCUGCCCUUCCUCUGCCGCCCUCUUGGCGUUGCCCUGCAUCAGCUUCAGCUUCUGCAGCACAUAAGGGCCCAGCCUGAUGACAAGAGACGAUCAGAGAAUGGAUGAGAGCAUCGCUAUGCGUGUCGUCAGUCUGUCUUCACUUGGCUUACUUGUUCCAUGCGUCGAGGACGUUUGGCUCGUACACGAAGCAGAGGACCUCAUCCCUUACAUCCUCCAGCCGCUGACGGACAUCAGCCACGUACGCCGCGUCCUGCAGACAGACAGACAGACAGGCAGUCAGACCGGGAGGAGGAGGAACAGGAUGUGCCCUUAACGUACCUUGGCUUUGAUGUCCUGGUUGGCGGCGAGUGCGGCAUAGGCGACCUUCAUGAGUCUGCUCAUGGCGAUGAACUGUGCGAUCUUGCCCACAUUGCCGUCGUCGUCAGUCAGCAUCUGCAUCGCCGACACGUGGUGCUCGAUGUGAUGAUCCAACUCAGGAAGAUCCUGGGAGAUGCCACUCUGACACACACAUAGAGAGACACCAUGUAAAGGAUAGGGAAGUACUCAUUGAGGGUACUGACACAGUCGCUGACCACAUGAGUGGCGAGGCAGUCGUGUUGGUGGUCCGCCCCCAGGAUGAUGACGAAGCACUUGUCGCAGAACCAACGCAUCUCCGCGGCGACCUCAGCUCCCUGCUCACCCUUACGCGCAAUCGGCAGGGCCAGCGAGCCCUCGCCCUGCACAACCACCCCUGCAGCCGUCUCCGGCACACUUGGAGACACCCAACCUCUGCUCUCCGUCUCCGUCUCUGUCGAUACGCUCGGCGGGUGUGCGGCAGCAUCCAUGACUCCCGACGGGGGCUCUGCGGGCGCUGGCGCCGGUCGGUGCUGAGCCUUAGUGUCCUCUCUCUGGUGCACUCUGCUCACAGCCGUCUGUCUUGGCGGCUCAGCUUUGGGUGGAGUCGGCACCUUAACAGCUGAAGCCGGUGCCAUGGCUGCGGCUGCUGCUGUAGGCGCCGGUGGACGCUCCCAACGAGCACUGGGCCUGCCGGUGGUACUCAGCGGGUCCUGAACAGGCAGGGGGGGCUGUGCUUGUGCUUGCGCCGCGGCCACAGGUUGCUGCUGCUGCUGCUGCUGCUGCUGAAACGACUGCGUGACGGGCAUGGGUCGACUCUUGAGUGUGUAGUCUAUGGAGGCGACUUUGAUGCUGUCCCGAAUAGAGCCACGUCUGAUACUGUGGUCCAUAGCUGCAGAGGAGGUGACCUUGAAACUCUGGUCCAUGGAUGCGCCGCCUCCCCCAGCUGACGGGGGGAGGAGAUACGAUUGGCCGCUUGGGUGCUGCUGAGCGGCCCCAUGAGCACCUGAUUGAGUGUGGUAGGCAUAGCCUGGCUGAGGCUGAGGUGUGGGUUGACGCUGAGGGGCCAUAGAGCUGCGGUAGUACUGCGGCUGCUGCUGUUGUGGCUGGUAUUGUUGCUGACUCAGAGCCUGGUAUGGUUGCUGCUGGUACUGCUGGUAUUGUUGUUGCUGGUAUGAGUAUGACUGAGGGGCCUGACCGUAUUGCUGCUGCUGCGCGUAAAAGGCAGCUUGGGUGUGUUCGGGCAGGCUGUACUGGAUGUAUUGGGGUGCCCCGAGAUACUGGACGCUGCUCCCGGAGACGGUGACAGUCAGGUUCUGGGGAGCCUGAGCGGGCCGGGAGUAGCCGGGAUGGCCGUACAUGAUGUGUAUGCGCGUCUCGAAAGUGGGUCGAAAGUGGGGAGCCUGUCGUCCGUCUUGGGCACGCUCCUCACAGCU